CUACUGUCUCCACGGCUACACAUCAAAUCAAGAAAAGCACCUGCACCAGACGGUUUUAUCAAGCAUUCUUCAAAACUAGAUGAGGAUACCGAAAGCUCGGUUUUUGUUCUUUGGAAAUAUGGCGAAAUAAUGGAAAUCUAUUUAAAUCCAUCGGAAAAAUUAUCAGGAUUAAAUUUAAAACGAGGUCUGGCCAGUCUCUUUCAGUAUAAAAAUGUUGAUGGAGAAUUUCAGGAACGAGAUGCAUCUGGACUCUGCAAUGUGUCAUAUAAUUUGAUUAGAGCACGUUUUAUAAAGAAACAGAAAAUUAUUUGCCAACAGAACGUCUAUGCCCAGGAAAAAAAGCAUCUCAUACCUAUAAUGGGUGUUGCUGUUACUAGCUCCCGUAUGUCCAUGUAUGAAUUAACUCAAGCAUUUUUGCCCAAGUCCAUUAUUGAUUAUGAGAACCACACAAUCAAUUUAAGAGGAAAACAAAAUGUCGGUACUAUCAUUACUUCGCAAAGAACGUUGACAUUACUUCCGGGAACAUUGGAUACAUCACCGGUUCAAACAGAUACCGUAAAGGAUGCCAUUGCUCUUCUUGAACAAAGCUUCAGAAAGAUUCCGAUUGAGUUGCAACCUGAGCCUGUGUUAUGUCCACAUUCUGGAUGUAUAACGCUUGAAGAAAUACUGGAACAAAAUCGGGAAGCUCUCGAAGAUGCUGCAAUGGGGUCAGUGAAGUCAGCAAGUGCGCUCCUUAAAUUAAUACCAUUGGUCAGAGAUGCCAGCCCUGAAGAACUAGAUAAGUUAUUGAAAAGUCCACGCAAUACAAAAUUUAAAUCGCAAUUAUAUGAUAUUCUGGGAUCAGCAGGGACUUCCGUAUCACAUCAGACAGCUAUGAAAAUUCUUGAACAAGAGAAGAUAAGUGAUGAUAUUGAACGAUAUCUGCGGGCGUUAUCAAUAUCUACUAAUCCGAAUACUGAUAUAAUUAAAGAUAUUUUAAGAAGAUCUAAAGAGACAAUGCAGAAUACUAAAAUUUCAGAAACUCUUGCUUUGACAGCAGCUGCCAUGGCCAGACAAGGUGGCUCACCAACAAUACGUGAAAGAGUCAGAGGAAGUUUGGAAAUCCAACUGGGUAACUGCUUAAGUGAUGAAUGCAAACUAAAAUAUCUUAGAGCUUUACGUAAUUUAAGAACUAAGACCAUUAUCCCUACCUUAUUGAAUUAUGCUAUCAAUGAAACUAAUUUGGUCAGUUUAACGGCUUGGCGCGCCUUGAGAUAUUUGCCAAAAGAGGAUUUAACCCAUGAAGUAAAAAUCAUAGCAGCCAGAAUUUUUUAUCAAAUUUUAUAUCCCAGAAGAAGCAUUAGCACUCGAAUUGCUGCACUAGACAUUAUAUUGAAAGCCGAUCCUUCGAAGAAGGACCUCCAAGGUCUUAUUCAAUACCUUGCAACGAAUGACAGUGCAUAUGAAAUCCGAAUAUAUCUAGUUCAACGAAUGGAACAAAUUGCAGAGAACAAUGUUAAAUUUGCUAAAAAAUUAAAAGAAGCGUUCCAAUCUGCAACUAUGAAGAUCCUAAAUUAUAAUGUGCUCUCCCUGAAAGGAUUCAGUAGGGCCUUUACUAGAAGUUUUUUUAAAUCUGCCGAGACUAAUGGCUCGCUAAUCACAGUUCAGGAAGCGAGUUCUGGACUUUUAAAACGUGGAAUAGUUGACCUUAUACUGCAAUCUGGUGAAAAUGAUCAGUCUCUCUUCUCUUUAGAACUCUACAGAGGAGGCCUUGGGAGUUUUGCAUCAUCCUUUAAAGACAAUUCAGAUACACCUGACGAGGAUGAAGCAGUCAUUGCUGGAAUGGAUAUAAGUAUUCUCGGAGUUGACAUAAGACCUUUCGUCUUGUUUUCUAGCCAGAGAGAACUCAUAGGUCAUAUAUGGUCUGGAACAGCAUCAAAAAGAACACCGGUACUUCAGGGACUUCUUAAUUUUCCUCAACACAAACAGUUUAUUCCAAUGUCAUCAGGUUUUGUCAUUGAAACCGAAGUUAAUGGAGCUGCUAGUUUAGAUUUGGCUGGGCAAGUGCAGCUUAGUUUAUGGUCGCGAAAAGCACAAUCACUCACAAAUAUUAGAUCUGGCAUAGCUAUUAUUGGAUCUAGUAGAGUUCACUCGAACUUUAUUCAGAGUUCAGUGGAAUUUACACUGAGCAUGGAACCCAAAUUGGAAUUAACUACUGACGCGCAGUACUCGGCUUCGGUGUUUCUGUGUAUGAGAUUGAGUCAACCGAAAACUACGAUAAGGCAUAAUAUUUACAAAAUAGAAAGGAUACCAGGCAGUAAACAUAAAUUAAGAAAGACACGCAGGACCGAGCUUUUGCUGCCAGCAAAGUCCUAUUUUCUUGACAUGAAAAACAACGAAAUGUGCUCAAAACUAAUCCAACAUAAUUGACUACUAGUUCUGUGGAACUUACAUAAUAUUCUAUAAAAGUACCAAAUAAAAACUAUUAUAGGGAACUGAUCUUAUACUUAAUUUCUUUCUAAUUUAGUAUCAUAUAAAUUAUCAUUUAGCCCACAUCAUGUAAAUCGUAGAAUUUUACUAAUAAAGUAAUGUAAAAAUAGAAAAUAGGUUAAAAAAAAGGAUAAGGAUAGUUUAUUAAAGAGGAAAAAAUAAUUUUUUCUAAUGAUAAAAAUGUGAUGAAUUGUGUAUCCCCAUAGGAUCUUAUUUUACAGUGUGCUAUAUUUCAGAAUACCUCAUGCACAUGUGUGACGUGCAGGGCGUUAUCACACGUCUAACAAAGUUAAUCUCCCAUGCUACGCGUGGGAGUUUAUAUUUAUUUUUGUUCUGGGUAAGUUCUUGACUGCCGUCCUAUACAGGCCCGGUCCUUUGGAUUGCCGUUAGGUGGGGGAAUUGGGGUAUGGUCUAUUUAAAUCAAAGAUGCAGUAAUCCCAAUGAAAUGAUUCGAAUAUAUUGUUACAACCCAAUUUUGCUUAAGUGCUAGUUAUUAAAAUAGAAAAUAAAGAAAGUGCCAGAUGGUCUUACAGCUA
Cephus cinctus (wheat stem sawfly) is the source of this 3005-nucleotide messenger RNA. Its product is annotated as microsomal triglyceride transfer protein. Gene Ontology annotation, biological process: lipoprotein metabolic process; lipid transport. NCBI's taxonomy places the organism in Eukaryota, Metazoa, Arthropoda, Insecta, Hymenoptera, Cephidae. The record is from RefSeq and is a predicted model, not a curated record. Gene Ontology annotation, molecular function: lipid binding. Gene Ontology annotation, cellular component: basolateral plasma membrane; Golgi apparatus; endoplasmic reticulum. The transcript is spliced from 2 exons. The coding region runs from base 130 to 2409 and encodes 759 amino acids.